AUGUCAGGGCAGCAGGCGGGUGCAGAGCAGCGGCGCGAGGAGCCAAGCGCGCCGGCCUCGUCGCCCUCUCACUUCGUGCUGGGGCUGGACGUGGGCAGCACGGUGAUCCGCUGCCACGUCUAUGACCGGACGGCGCGGGUGCGAGGCUCCAGCACGCAGAAGGUAGAAAAUGUUUACCCUCAACCUGGCUGGGUUGAAAUCGAUCCGGAUGCUCUCUGGACUCAGUUUGUUGCUGUAAUAAAAGAUGCUGUCAAAGCUGCCGGGGUGCAGAUGCAUCAAAUUGUCGGUCUCGGCAUAUCAACGCAGAGAGCCACUUUUAUUACGUGGAACAAGAAAACAGGCCAUCAUUUCCACAACUUCAUUAGUUGGCAGGACCUAAGGGCAGCUGAACUUGUAAAGUCCUGGAAUAAUUCUCUUAUAAUCAAGCUAUUGCAUGGGGCCACCCGACUCCUUCAUCUCUUCAGUAGGAGUAAAGUGAUGCUAACGGUGAGUCGCUUCAGCUUCACCACCCAGCACGUCACCCUAAGAUUGGUCUGGAUUUUACAAAACCUGUCUGAGGUGAAAAAGGCAGUGGAAGAAGACAAUUGCUGCUUUGGGACGAUUGAUACCUGGCUGUUACAUAAGCUCACGAAAGGUGCUUCCUAUGCCACGGAUUAUUCAAAUGCCAGUACGACUGGAUUUUUUGAUCCAUAUGCGAUGCGCUGGAGCAGGCUCAUAACCACCAUGGUUUCCAUUCCACUAUCCAUCCUGCCUCCUGUGAAGGACACCAGCUAUAAUUUUGGAUCAGUGGAUGAAGAGAUAUUUGGUGUCCCUAUACCAGUUCUUGCCUUGGUUGGUGACCAGCAGUCGGCCAUGUUUGGAGAGUGCUGCUUUGAGACAGGAGAUGUGAAGUUAACCAUGGGAACGGGGACAUUUUUGGAUAUCAAUACUGGAAAGAGCCCUCAGCAUGUUAAUGGAGGCUUUUAUCCAUUAAUUGGAUGGAAGAUUGGGCAAGAACUUGUAUGUUUAGCUGAAGGCAAUGCAGGAGACACGGGUACCGCUAUAAUGUGGGCUCAAAAAUUAGAUCUCUUCACAGAUGCUUCUGAGACUGAAAAGAUGGCCCUGAGCCUGGAAGAUUCUGAAGGGGUUUAUUUUGUCCCAUCUUUUAAUGGAUUACAGGCUCCAUUAAAUGACCCCUGUGCCUGUGCCUCUUUUAUGGGUUUGAAGCAUUCCACUAGUAAAUACCAUCUCGUCCGAGCAAUAUUGGAGUCAAUAGCUUUCAGGAACAAACAGUUAUAUGACAUGCUGCAGAGAGAAAUCCAGAUUCCAGUCACCAAUAUCCGGGCAGAUGGAGGCGUCUGUAACAAUGCUUUCAUCAUGCAGAUGACUUCAGACCUGAUUAAUGCGAAGAUAGACAGACCCUCCCACUUCGACAUGUCCUGCUUGGGUGCAGCCUCUCUGGCUGGCCUUGCUGUUGGAUUUUGGGCAGACAAGGAAGAGCUACAGAAGCUGAGGCAAAGUGAGAUGGUUUUCCAGCCUCAGAAGAAGUGGCAGGAGUAUCAGGUGGCUAUGGAGAACUGGGUGAAAGCCGUGAAGCGCUCUAUGAAUUGGUAUAACACAAAGUAACCCCAGGAGCCAAGAGAACCUGCAGGCUGGGCGACGGGGUGUACCAAUGGGAGACGCGCAGGGAUCACCAUACCCUGGCCAAGAAGAGAUCACCCACACCAGGGCCGAGAGGAAAAGCGUGGAAACGAGCCUCACAGGCUGAGAGAAGAAGCCUGGCUCUUUUAA
Arvicanthis niloticus (Nile rat) is the source of this 1770-nucleotide messenger RNA. It is a transcript of the gene Gk5, whose product is annotated as glycerol kinase 5. The record is from RefSeq and is a predicted model, not a curated record. NCBI's taxonomy places the organism in Eukaryota, Metazoa, Chordata, Mammalia, Rodentia, Muridae. Gene Ontology annotation, cellular component: mitochondrion. Gene Ontology annotation, molecular function: phosphotransferase activity, alcohol group as acceptor; kinase activity. Gene Ontology annotation, biological process: phosphorylation; triglyceride metabolic process; glycerol-3-phosphate biosynthetic process.